Marchantia polymorpha subsp. ruderalis is the source of this 3024-nucleotide messenger RNA. NCBI's taxonomy places the organism in Eukaryota, Viridiplantae, Streptophyta, Marchantiopsida, Marchantiales, Marchantiaceae. The record is from the annotation of a GenBank genome assembly.
GAUCGAUCCUUCAAUUCAAUGCCCAGUCGUGUAUGUGUGCGAGAGAGUCUGUCACGGAAGAAGAAUCGUGUGCUUCUCACUGGAGUGAUCCCAAGAGAUCCGGCCCUAGGGACGUUCAAGCUCUGUUGCCUCGCUCCCACGCUCCCAAGAAGAGAAACCAACCCAGGAUGCAUAAAAGCUUGGCUCUCAGAGUUGGUGCAAUGCAAUGCUCCCCACGAGUUACAGACGGGUACCAAAUCAGGUACGGACGGGGCCAACACUAGCUUCGCGUGAUCCGAUGAUCCCAUCGUGGAAUUCUUGCGUCCUUCAACCACCACCGGCAGCAAUUGCACGGUCAGUCGGAGUUGGUCAGUCGUCCCUCGGAGCCGUCGUUGUGAAUCUCGGAUCAGGAGGUCGGCACGGCCAUAUGGAGUCCAUGGACCCAGUAGCGACGGUGCAGUACAGACUUCUGGGUGGAUCGAUGGCCGAGGUACCUCUCGAGUGUAGAGGCAAAUGAAUGCUGUGCUCCGACAGGAGAGUGGAUUCAGAUUCAGGGCAAGGACAUCGCUUGAGAGACCAGCCACGAGCAUUCGGCAUUUGCAACCUUGCAAUUCCGAACCUUGGUAUCUUGUGCAGUAUUUUUCUUCAACCUUGAUUGUAUGUACACAAAGCUUACGGACGGACUUGCCCGAUCCAGACGUCCACGAGUCCAGUAACUGCAUCACACCGGGCAGUAAAACAAUGGCGGGGAAAUUCUCCAGAGACUCUGAGUUCUUCCUCUUCUUCACGUUCGUUUUCUGCGCGGCGUUGACUCCAAAUGGAGUGGCAAUGGGCCAGGCCCAGAAACAUAAGCCUGCAGCGGGACUUGCUGCCUCCCCUCCGAGGGGCUGGAACUCCUACGAUUCUUUCUCGUGGCUCGUCACUGAGCAGGAAUUCCUGGCCAAUGCGGAGUACGUUGCUCAGAACUUGCUCGAACGGGGAUACGAGUAUGUGGUGGUGGAUUUCUUAUGGUAUCGGAAGAAUGAGACCGGGGCAUCCGUUCACGGUGGAACGGAUAUCAUAGAUCAAUGGGGACGGCUUCAGCCAGACCCCACGAGAUGGCCAUCUUCGAAAGGCGGACUGGGGUUCAGUUUGGUUGCCGAGAGAGUUCAUUCUCUCGGCCUCAAGUUUGGAAUUCACGUCAUGCGAGGAAUCAGUUUAGCUGCUGUGCAGGCAAAUACGUCCAUUCUCGGAACCGAGAAUGCAAGGGCCCAGAAUAUAGCUCGACUGGACGACAGCUGCAAAUGGAUGCCCGAGUCUUUUGUCGGCGUCAACACCAGCAUUUAUGAAGGACGGGCUUUCAUUCGGUCUCUCUAUGAACAAUAUGCAUCGUGGGGAGUUGAUUUCGUGAAGCAUGACUGCGUAUUCGGAACAGACCUGGAGCUUGAAGAGGUGAAAACAGUCUCAGAGAUUCUCGCCGACUUGGCAAGACCUGUGUUGUAUUCACUGUCGCCCGGCAUCGGAACCAGCACAGACUUGGCACACCAGGUGGGCCAAUACGUCAACGCAUACCGUGUUACAGGAGACACCUGGGAUCGUUGGAAUCAAGUGCGCAAUCACUUCGAUACAGCCAGAGAUUUUGCUUCCUCUGGAUUGACUGGAGCUUCGGGUCUAAGGGGCUACUCAUGGCCGGAUUUUGACAUGCUACCACUGGGAUGGCUCACCGAUCCUGACGCAAACCAGGGUCCCCACCGAACAUGUGAUCUAUCAGAGACGGAGCAGAGAACUCUGAUGACGCUGUGGGCAAUUGCAAAAUCACCAUUGUUCUAUGGAGGUGAUCUUCGAAACAUGAAUAACUUCACACUUUCCCUCAUCACAAACAGCAUCAUGCUGGAGGUUAAUGCCAAAAGCCGUAACAACAUGGAGGUGAAUGUUCAGUACCCGUCAUCUGCUGCCAGACGGAUGAAAGCUUCGACAACGAACGUAGACUCAGACGAUAAGCGGGUGUGGGCAGCAUGUGGGGAUUCAGGACAAGUGUACCUAGCAGUAUUCAACUUAGGGCGGAGAGAGAAGACUCUUGCGAUUCCGAUAGACCAGAUCAUACAAGCUCUGAGGCAACGGGAUCCUCAAAGCCUCUGGAAAUGUUCGGGUACCGAGGCUUGGACGAACGAGUCAGUGGAGAUCGAGCAUGGUGUUCUGUCCAUUGAAGUGCCAAGCCAUGGCAGUUAUCUUUACUCCCUAAGUUGCUCGUGACGGCGGGAACUGAGAAAACGCAGUCACCGGUUUGGAUUAUCACGACUGUAGAUAAUUGCUGCAUCUGUAGCUUUCACUAUACUGGCUUAUAUAAAUUUACGUUACUGAACCACGCAUAUCCACUUCAUUCACUUCGGCCAUAGCCCAAGAUCCACUCACCACGGUUAGAUUUGAUAAAGCGUUUCACCACUGUAGCUAACUUGAAAAUUCAUUAGCUGAUUCAGCGUUCAGGAAAAAAUUACACUGCAGUCCAAAUUUAACCGCUCCUUGACUGUUGAUUCGGUGGUGUUCAAAGAUGAGCCAGAUGUACAAGUUAUGCAGUGGAUGAAUCUGUGAGCUAAUCACACAGACUUUAUUACACACGAUUCCUACCUAUUUAACACGUGGUGAACAAGAUGAGAUGUUGUCAAACUGCUAGCUUAACAGGACGAGAAAAUUUUAAUACAUCAAAGAAACCAAUCUUGGGGCGUACAACAUAAUCACAUGAAAAACUCCUCUGACUACGUCGCGCACAUACUUUGAAAGAACCUCAACAUUAUAGUCGUAUGCAGCACGAAUCUCCGAAGAUGGAACCUUAAGAAAGUCUCACACUCACGCUCGAUAUAUCUGUCAGUCUUGUGACCGUGGUUGGAGUUACUGCACGACUCUCCCAGGCACUUGGUGAUGGUAGAGAAAGAAAUCAUUUAUAACGUCGACAGAGUUUCUGAUACUUGCUCUCUGGCUGAUGGCAAGGAUCCAGAGAAGCUUCCAUAUAAGUCAAUGAUCUCCUCGACAACCUUGAUCCCCUUCAGAAAUUCAUAACCGUUCAUGACC